Molecule: messenger RNA, 1743 nt
Organism: Quercus robur (English oak)
Lineage: Eukaryota; Viridiplantae; Streptophyta; Magnoliopsida; Fagales; Fagaceae
Product: putative pectinesterase/pectinesterase inhibitor 28
Exons: 2
Coding region: 1-1743 (580 amino acids)
Biological process (GO): cell wall modification
Molecular function (GO): pectinesterase activity; pectinesterase inhibitor activity
Source: RefSeq, a predicted model, not a curated record
AUGUCUAAAGAGAAUCAUAUAAGUAGGAAGAAGAAAAUUACUGUUAUCAGUUUGUCAGCCAUAUUCUUGGUGGCCUUGGUUGUAGCCGUGACUGUUGGCGUUAACCUUCAUCAUAGCUCAUCUAGUGAUGAUGAUAAAAGUAGUAAUAAUUUAUCUGCUACAAUGAAAGCUAUCCAACUCAUCUGCCAGCCCACUGAUUACAAAGAAGAAUGUGUCAAGAGCCUUAGUUCUGAGGCUGGAAAUACCACAGAUUCAAAAGACCUCAUUAAAGCUUCAUUUAAGGCGGCAAUGGAUUACAUCAAUGAGGCUGCCAACAAAUCCAAUCUCUUGAAAGAGCUCGAGAAGGACUCGAGAGCCAAGAAGGCUCUUGAUAGUUGCAAAGAGCUUAUGGACUCCUCCACUGAUGAGUUCAAGAACUCUUUCGAUCAAUUGGGAGAUUUUGAUGGCACCAAGGUAGACGAACUGCUUAAUGAUUUGAGGAUUUGGCUCAGUGCUGCCAUCACAUACCAAGAAACUUGCUUAGACGCAUUUCAAAACACGACCGGUGAUGCUGGAGAGAAAAUGAGGGCGGCAUUGAAGUCUGCCAUGCAAAUGAGCAGCAAUAGUCUUGCCAUUGUCUCUGACUUGUCCAAAGUGCUCUCUAACUUUGAUUUCCCUAGCCUUGGUCGUCGUCUUCUUGAACAUGACGUGCCUGUUCUUGGCCAUGGUGAACUAUAUCCUGAUUGGUUCAAUGAUAGUCCUGGAAGUCGGAGACUCCUUGCUGCAUCUCCAGCCCAGAUUAAGCCUGACGUUAUUGUAGCCAAGGAUGGGAGUGGACGGUUCAAGACCAUCAAUGAGGCAUUGCCUCUGAUCCCUAAGAAUAGCAACAAGACCUUUGUGAUCUACAUCAAGGAAGGAGUUUACCAAGAGUAUGUAGAGUUAAACAAGUCCAUGACUCAUGUCAUGAUGAUUGGUGAUGGACCUCAUAAGACCAGGAUUACAGGAAACAGGAACUUUGUUGAUGGCAUACCCACCUUCAAAACCUGUACAGUUGGUGUCUCCGGAGAUUACUUCAUUGCCAGGAAUAUUGGAAUUGAGAACACUGCUGGUGCUGAGAAACAUCAGGCUGUUGCAUUGAAGGUUCAAUCCGACUUCUCUGCCUUCUACAACUGCUCAUUUGAUGGGUACCAAGACACGCUUUAUGCGCACACCAAGCGCCAAUUCUACCGCGAUUGCACCAUCUCCGGCACAGUUGACUUCGUCUUUGGUGAUUCUGCUGCCGUCUUCCAAAAGUGUACUUUCGUGGUCCGCAAGCCAAUGGACAACCAGCAAUGCAUCGUGACGGCACAGGGCAGGAAGGAGAGGCGCCAGCCAUCAGCAAUAAUCCUCGUAGACUCCAAAAUUGUUGCAGACCCUGCAUUCUACCCCGUUAGAUUCCUACGCAAAGCAUAUCUAGGCCGUCCAUGGAAGGAGUUCUCAAGGACCAUCAUCAUGAAAACCCACCUUGAUGAUCUGAUCCAGCCUGAAGGAUGGUUACCUUGGUUAGGCAAUUUCGGAAUCAACACUUGCUUCUACACUGAGUUUCAGAACGUAGGACCUGGUUCAAAUACAACACAACGAGUAAAAUGGCCUGGAAUUAAGACCAUCACCAGUCAACAUGCAUUAGACUUUACACCAGGGAAGUUCUUUGGUGGUGAUACUUGGAUUAAGACUACCGGAGUGCCUUACCACCCUGGUUUUCUUAACGAAACAGACAAAACCUAG